AUGACUGAAGAGGAGAAGAAUGAAGCUGAGAGGAAGGCUGCCGAGUUGAAAAAGGCGAGUUUAGGGAGCAGCUACCGCAAAGUACUGCAAACGGGAGUCUUCAUGGAGAAGGUCUGCUCUUGUGACCGCUACAACGCCGCCCACGCCACCCACAAACAGAUGCAGAAGGAUGCUCAAAACCCCAAGUGGGACUAUGGCCCACCGCUCAUGACCUUGGUCCUGGAGAUGGUUGAAUGGGGCCAGAAUGAUGUCUUUCCGAGGGAAUUCUACAUAGAUGGGAAGGUAUUUUCCACUAGCGCUGCAGCUGUGCAGGCCUUCAAGGUGAUCUUGGAAUUGGACUUCCAAUUGUGCUUGAGGCAGUGUCCUGGACUGAUUCAAGUUGCCGCCAACCAUCCCUUCUUCAACAAAGAUGUCAUCUGCCUUGAGCUCAUCAAGCAGGCCCGUGAAUCAGAGGAUGAGAGCUUGUACGACACUGGCGACCCAUCCGCGACCCCCUCCCACAAUGACGUCAAGCGCCGAAACAAGAUGUGCCUCUCCGCUUUUGGCUUGAUGGCGGUCUUCUUCCUCUACGGUGCAGCUGGUUGGUGGCACGACCUCACAGACUUGCACAACUACAACAAGCAUGACGUCUGGGCGCUCGUCCACCUUGCCCAUGCCAAACACAAAUGGCUUUACAAGCAAGGCCACUUUAGAGAACAACACCAAGAAGAGACGCCGUGGUACUGCCAUGACAGCUUUGUCAGAUGGCUCCUAGUGGAAUGCGGCUUUGAGAGUAAGAUGCCUGAAGUUUAUAACUGGGGAUUUAUUCCGCAAUUCUUGUCUACCAAAGUUAGCAAAUGGCAACUCUCCCAAUUUGCCCUCCACAAUAUUUUGCAUGAAGUUUGCUGCACAGGACCGGCCAACUCUCCAGCACCCCCACCCUCUUCUGACAAGACGGAGGGACAUGCCGCAGACAAUUCCGCCACCCACAAUUAUCCCAAGAGCUCAAAGAUCCACUCCAACUCUACCUCUCCAAACCCAGUGAGCCGCCCAAAGACCAAGCACAAUAAGCCUCUGAAGCGUGGGCAGAAACUCAUUGCCGUGGUUGUUCCUGCUGAACAUCUUCACUCAACCAAGAAGACGUGGCCUAGCAGACCGGACCCCAAAGCAAAAGACGGCUGA
Messenger RNA from Puccinia triticina, 1161 nucleotides. RefSeq lists its product as uncharacterized. NCBI's taxonomy places the organism in Eukaryota, Fungi, Basidiomycota, Pucciniomycetes, Pucciniales, Pucciniaceae. The transcript has 5 exons. Bases 1 to 1161 code for a protein of 386 amino acids. The record is from RefSeq and is a predicted model, not a curated record.